CCAUGGAUUUCAACACCGCCACCGAAAAAGCGAAAGCCUUCACCAAGCGCCCAACCGAUGAAGAGUUCUUGGAAUUCUACGGUCUCUACAAGCAAGCCACCGUUGGUGAUGUGAACGUUGAGCGCCCUGGUGCAUUGGACUUGAAGGGCAAGGCUAAAUGGGAUUCAUGGAACAAACACAAGGGUCUGUCCAAGGAAGAGGCAGAGAAGGCUUACAUUGCCACCUAUGAGAAGUAUGCACCCAAAUAUGCCUAAAUCGAGCAACUUAGGAGGAAAUUAUAGACUUUUUAUUAUAAAAUAGUACUGAUCUGUGACAAAAAACCCCAAAAAUAUAUGCAGAUCUGUUAUAAUUUUUCAU
Molecule: messenger RNA, 357 nt
Organism: Bactrocera tryoni
Lineage: Eukaryota; Metazoa; Arthropoda; Insecta; Diptera; Tephritidae
Product: acyl-CoA-binding protein homolog
Exons: 2
Coding region: 3-254 (83 amino acids)
Biological process (GO): fatty acid metabolic process
Molecular function (GO): long-chain fatty acyl-CoA binding
Source: RefSeq, a predicted model, not a curated record